Mytilus californianus (California mussel) is the source of this 4232-nucleotide messenger RNA. Its product is annotated as E3 ubiquitin-protein ligase RFWD3-like. Gene Ontology annotation, biological process: protein ubiquitination; interstrand cross-link repair. Gene Ontology annotation, cellular component: nucleus. The transcript is spliced from 14 exons. Gene Ontology annotation, molecular function: ubiquitin protein ligase activity; protein binding. Lineage: Eukaryota; Metazoa; Mollusca; Bivalvia; Mytilida; Mytilidae. The record is from RefSeq and is a predicted model, not a curated record. Bases 161 to 2521 code for a protein of 786 amino acids.
AUAAGCUGUUUAGCGGUAAAUUUUGUGAAGUGAAAUGAAUAUUUUUGAACUCUUGAUUUGUUUUGGAUCUAGCUAAUGCAUCUUUAUGUUUUGUGGGAAUAAUGACAUAUAGACUACCCAAUAAAAUCAUGGGAAUAUUAAUCUCAAGGUUGUGCUUAUAAUGUCAGACAUUGACGUUGAAGGUUCUGACGAUGAAAUUAUAGUUGUUACAGAAUCACCCGAGCGACACAUUGAUAUUGACGUGGAGGCAGUAACAGACGAAGAAUUAAUUCCAGAUUCUGAGGGAGAAGACAAUGAUUCUGAUGUCAGUAUCGUAUCAGAGGUCAACGUAGAGGAGAGUGAUGAUGAAGAUGUGGAAGUAGACGUAGACACACUUCCAAAUGAUGAAGAAAACCAACAAGUGCUGCCAUCUGUUGGAGCAGCAUCAGCUUUGGAUUCAGAACCUAGAUCAUCCAGGUCAACAUUACCUGGUGUUAUUACCCUGCCACCACUUCCCAGUCUGAAUCUAGAAACAAAUGCUGAGACUUCUGUUGAAUCCAUCACUAACAUCACCAUCCAAUCAAAUGCUGUCACAACAAUGGAUUCUGUCCACAAUAUCACCAUGCAGCCCAUUACAACAUCCUCAUCAAACACUUUAUCUACAAUAUUAUCAUCAUCAUCAUCAUCUUCACCUAAUCAACCAUCAACAUCCAUUGCCAUGGAAACAACAGGAAGUGGUGUUCCUCAUUCUUCAUCUAAUCAACCAUCAACAUCUGCUGCACCAGUUGCCAUGGGAACAACUGGAAGUGGUGGUCCUAACUCUUCACCUCAUCAACCAUCAACAUCAUCGACUACAUCUGUUGCCAUGGAAACAAUUGGAAGUGGUGGUCCUAGCUUAGGAGCACCUUCAACACUGUCUACAGUAUUAUCUUCUGUAUCAGCUGCCAAUGCUGUGCAAGUUAUUCAGGGUCAUACAGAUUCGCCUAGAGAUUUCAGGUCACCAAAACGACGAAGGAUAAUGACGCCAGAGAAAACUGGUGGUGGUGAACCUGAGGAUGAAGGCAAUUGCUGUCCUAUAUGUUUUGAAGAAUGGACAAGUUCUGGUAAUCACAGAUUAGCUUCAUUAAAAUGUGGACAUCUUUUUGGACAGAGUUGUAUAGAUAAAUGGUUGAAAGGUCAAGGAGGAAAGUGCCCUCAGUGUAAUGCUAAAGCUAAAAGACAAGACAUUCGAGUGUUGUAUGCUAAAUGUUUAAAGGUUGUAGAUACUACAGAGAGGGAUAGAGCUCUUCAGGAAUUAGAGAAAGAAAAAGAGGCCAGGAGGAGAAGUGAAAUGGAGGCUGCACAAAUAAGAAUGCAGUAUCAGAUGACUGUUGGAGACAAUAACAAGCUACGGACAGAGAUUGCAAAGUUACGAGAACAACUACAAAAUGUCAGGUCGCAGCCAUUGCAGAUGUCUAUUAAUUCAUCACAGUCAAAUGUUUCAGAUGAUCCCACCUCUACACAGAGUGAUGGACAGUUUAUCUUAGACAAAACAAUCAAAAUAUGGGAUGGUGGAAACUGUCGUGUGAUGGCUUACAGUCCAUCAUUAGCCACACUGGUUGUAUCUCAGCCAUCAGCAAGUCCUCUGUUUCCAGGAUUUGGAAUUAAGAAGAUAAGUACCCUGGACUUCAAAACCUCUCAGUAUUUAACUAUCCACAGUAAGACUAUCCGUGAUGUAAGCUUCCAUCCUAACGUUGAUGAUGGUAUAUUACUUAGCUGUGCUUUAGACAAGACGGUCAAGAUGACCAGUGUUAUAAGUAAUGCUGUCGUACAAACAUACGAAACCCAGUUACCGUCCUGGAGUUGUGUUUGGAAUGCUGAUGAUAGAAAUUUUUUCUAUGUUGGCAUGCAGAAUGGUCGUGUGUUAGAGUAUGAUAUACGAAACACAACUGAGCAUGUUCAAGAAUUGAAUACUGAAGGAAGUAGGUCACCUGUAGCCUCACUUCAGUAUGUACCUAGUGAUAUGAAUGCUAUGUUCAGAUGUGGUGGUCUUUUGGUAGGUCAGCUUGAUAAAGUUAGUUUUUAUGAGAAGAAACAAGACCAACACAAACUACAUAUAUUACCUGUUGAGGGUAGUUUAUCAAGUCAGUGUUUUGAACCAAAUACAAGACAUUUACUAUGUAGCUUUAAACCAUCACAAAAACAUGCGGCAGUUCGCCAUCAGUUGUGUGAAAUGAAUUGUGUAAACAUUAGUGCUGAUCCUACAACAUUAGAUAUGUCGUGUUCCUGUGAUAUUGUACAAACAUUCCAUGCGGGACGUACACAAACUUUACUCAGUAAAUCCGUGUUAUUACCUCAUCCUUCAAUGGAAAAUAAUAUGCUUGUGUGUGCUGGAGAUGAAUCUGGACAAUCGUUGCAUAUAUGGGACUGUGGAAAAAGUCAGUUGAAACAGAGAUUACGGACAGAUGGCGCUGUAUUAGAUAUCUGUGCAAUAAAGACAAAUAACACGACUUAUCUUGCAGCACUGACAGACAAAAUCCUUAAAGUGUUCAAAUGGUGCUAGAUGUCUUUCAGUUUUAUCCAAAAUGUGUUCAUGAUUUUAUUGUUUUGAAGUAUAUUUAUGUUGCUAUUACAAAUAGUCUAAAAAUUUCUUAUAUGAUUUGUAGAUGAAUUUAUUUCAUCCAGAAAAUACCACCCUCCCAUUCUGUUAAAAAAAUGAUGAUGUAUUGGACUUAUUCAAAUUCUUGAAUAGCUUAAAGGGGCACUAGCUACGAGAUAUAUAAAAAAUCUAAAAUAGGAUUUUUUUUGUUCUUCUUCUUCUUCCAUAUACUGCCCACAUUCAACUUUCUGAAUAUACUGGCAAAUUGGUUCUGCAUGGAUAAAAACAGGAUAAAAACAAAUGUUCAUCUUUAUUUUGUAAGGUUGGUCAUUUGAGAUUUGAAUGUCUCAAAUGACUGUGCUGUGGCGAUCUCCCCGGGGGAAGCUUGUUCCAGUCUUUGGUGGUGUUCACAAAGAAGGACCAUUUCCUGCAGUCUUUGGUUAAUCAUUUAUGAAAGUGAAAUAGUGAAAUAAUAAUUCGCUUUUAGCAGCAAGUAUGGUUCAAUUUUGACAAAAUAAGCUAAGAAACAUCGAAGAUUAAUUAUUCACUUGCAAGUGAAUAAUUCGACCUCAUUGAAUCCGUAUUCAUGUGAACUUAAAUUUAACCCCUUAGCUAGAGAUGGAUAACGCAUGAAUCGUGCGUGAUCAGUCAUUUAAAGGAAAAGAAUGUCAACAUUGAAAGUGAAACAAAGGUAAAUCAUUUGAUUGACUGAUUCGAUUGACAAAAAAUCAUUCUUAUACAGGUAAAAACGAUGAUUAACAUAUAUUUUUAAUCUAUAAUAUGAAAUUAAAUAGACCUAGAAAAAUCCAAUUGCACGAGUUCGCUUAAUCUAUUUAUAUCUAUAUUUUACUCCAUAGUAAAUUAGAUGGCGUCUAGACUAAAAUACACACGAAACGUAGCUACAUGUUAUCAAGCUCAUGCUCUGUAAAUUGUUUAUUUUAGACUUUUAAUAAUUUGGAAAAAUGUUUUACAUUGUUAUAAAUCAAAUAUGAGAAUUUGAGUCAAAUCGGUGCACAUAAAUUUGACAGCUAGUGUCCCUUUAAAAUAGAAACAAAGCAGGUUGAGUGAAUGUUUAAGUAUUGUAAAACUCAUUUCGGAAUAUUGAAAAAAUUCAAUAAAAAUACUAUUUUUCCUUGAUAUAAAAAAAAUGGUAUCCUCGAAAAUAAUUCAAUCCAAAGUAUAUUUUUUUUGGAUUUAUAGAGUAAAUAUAAUUGUUUUUCACAUAAAACUGAAUAAAACUCACUAUAAUUGAAUUCUUUCGUCUAGAAAUUUGUAAGAAUGAUCUAUUUUAUGUUUAAAAGUGUAUGCUUGCAAAUUUUGUUCGAACUAUGAAGGAAUGCAUGAUAAAAUGUGAAUGCUAAUGUGUGAAUGUUCAAAAUAAUAAAACAUGAAUGCUAAUGUGUGCAUGUUCAAAAUAAUAAAACGUGAAUGCUAAUGUGUGCAUGUUCAAAAUAAUAAAAUGUGAAUGCUAAUGUGUGCAUGUUCAAAGAGUAUGUAUAAUUCAGAUUCUUAGGAAAACAAUGGGGGUGGGCGGCGGAAGCAUAAUCCACCUAACAUGUACUGUCCUUUCAAGUGUACUUCAUAAAGUAGGAUCCACAUUCCACAUUGUACAUGUUUUAAAUUGUUUUGCAUGUGUAAUUUAUGUGUUCAAUAAACUUUUUACCAGAAUGGACAA